Chinchilla lanigera (long-tailed chinchilla) is the source of this 1718-nucleotide messenger RNA. It is a transcript of the gene Scml4, whose product is annotated as sex comb on midleg-like 4 (Drosophila). The record is from RefSeq and is a predicted model, not a curated record. Bases 250 to 1491 code for a protein of 413 amino acids. The transcript has 8 exons. Gene Ontology annotation, molecular function: protein binding. NCBI's taxonomy places the organism in Eukaryota, Metazoa, Chordata, Mammalia, Rodentia, Chinchillidae.
GCUGAAUGCAUUAGGCUAAUGAGAUAUUUGCAGGAGAGCAGGGCUGCUGGGGACUGUGAGCUGCUAUCCCUGGGAGGAAGAUAGCUUUUGCAAUACUUGGUUCGCGUGUGCCAAAAGUCACCCGUCUUCUUGAGCCAACGUUCUCUGUCUGCUCAGCACCCUGAUCAGGGCCCCGGUGAACAGGCUGUAGCACCUUGUCUGCCUGUGAGCACUCCGUCACCGUACUCUGUAAGACUGGCACCCGCCGAGAUGCAGGCCCAGGGGGUCACAGGCAGGAAGAGAGGGCGGCCGCCCCUCCACUCCACGCCUAGGAAGAUGCCAGUUCACAGCCUUUUCUCUGCUUCUGCUGCCUCUCUACCAGCACUGAAGAUCCCAAAGAAAAGAGGGCGGAAACCGGGACACCAGCUCAAGUCUCGGGUUCUCAUGACUCCUUUAGCCCUCUCACCCCCGAGGAGCACCCCGGAGCCUGACCUCAGCCAUAUCCCUCAGGACACAGCCACUGUACCCAGGCUGGCGGCUCCCCAGGCACUCACAGUCUGUCUGUACAUCAACAAGCGUGCCAACGCCGGUCCGUACCUGGAGAGGCAGAAGGUGCAGCAGCUCCCAGAGCGCCUGGGGCCCGAGCGGCCGGCCACGGUCCUGCAGCAGGCCGUGCAAGCCUGCAUUGACUGCGCCCACCAGCAGAAGCACGUCUUUGCCCUGGUCAAGCAGGGCCACAGCGGCGAGCUGGUGUCAGUCUCCGCCUCCUUCGAUGGAAAGCAGCACCUGCGGAGCCUGCCCGUGAUGAACAGCGUCGGCUACGUCCUCCGCUUCCUGGCUAAGCUGUGCCGCAGCCUCCUGUGUGACGACCUCUUCAGCCACCAGCCCUUCCGUGGGACUCUCAACGCCUCUGAGAAGGUCCCCGAGAGAGAAGCAGGUAGGAUGGAGUCAGUCAAGACAGUCACCAUGGACGAGUGCCUGGGAAACCCCACAGGCAUGAACCGCUACAGCUUGGACCCCUGCUCCUCUGACUUUCACCACAGGGGCUCUUUGCCUCCUUGCCUGCUGUACUGCAAGAAGCUGAACUCUGGAGACUGCCAUCUUGGGGGAGGCCCUGCCGCCUCCACCAGUGUUCCAUGCAUCGGCUCGGUGCCCUCUGGAGGCUCCUCAGCACCUGGGCUGAGGCCCCCAGCCUCCAGCCCCAAGAGAUAUGGGGCUUCUCUUGAAGCAAACAGAUGUGCCUCAAGCCUCCCUGCAGAUGGCCAGGACACCAGGCCGGCGAGGACCAGAAACCCUUCCACCUGGACCGUGGAAGACGUGGUCCGGUUCGUGAAGGACGCUGACCCGCAGGCUCUGGGGCCGCAUGUGGAGCUCUUCAGAAAGCACGAGAUUGACGGUAAUGCUCUCUUGCUGCUGAAAAGCGAUAUGAUCAUGAAGUACCUGGGCCUGAAGCUGGGACCUGCCCUGAAGCUCUGCUACCACAUUGACAAACUCAAGCAAGCCAAGUUCUGAAAUUAUCCGAAAGACAGAAGCAAAACCCAAGACCAGAUCGCAAGAUUACCCUCUGCCUUACCAACAUCCAGCUAAAUCAUGAAGCACAGUCUCCUCUUCAAAUUAACACUCACAAAGACUUGACCUUUCUAUAAAACAUGUGUAUCUUUGCCUUUUUAGUCAAUGUGGUUCUUUUUGAAAGGGUUGUAUGUUUUACUGACCUGCCAAAAAAAUUACCCCAAAAUCCA